CACAAAUAACUGUUUCUUCUUCUUCGUCUCACUCACAGAUUUCCAUCUUUCAAUAAUGCUUCUAAGAAGUCCAUCAACUCCAAUUCUCAAUCCAUGGAAACCCUAUUUCACUUUAAUCCUCCACCAAAUUCCUAAAUCACGGCCCCUGAUCGGUGUUCAGUGGAUCAAUAUGAUGGGAGCCCUCUCAGGAUCUGAUCUUUCGGUGGUGGGGAAGAGGAUUCCGAGAAUGGCGAGAAGUGUUGGGAGUUGUUUUGGUUCUUGGGAUGGGGACAAUGAAGAGGAUAGGGCGGAAACGCGAGUCCAUGACAGAGAACAAGCUGGGACGGACAGCUUUGGUGGCAACCCAUUCUCUCCUCCUCAGUCUCAUCCCACUCCUCCUCCUGUAACCGGAUUUUAUCGGAGGGUUCUUCCUUCUCCUCCCGCUAUAGAUUUUACUUCUUUCGAUGGCCAAUGUCUCUUGGAAGAGGCGCUUGGAGAUGGAACUAUGAAAGGGUUUUGUAAAUUGAUUUCUUGCCAUCAAACCCAAUCAGAACUUACUUAUUGUGGACUCACAACCCUGGCUAUUGUUCUAAACGCUCUUUCUAUUGAUCCCGGUAGAAAAUGGAAAGGACCGUGGAGAUGGUUUGAUGAGACUAUGCUAGAUUGUUGUGAACUUUUAGCAAAGAUCAAAACUAACGGUAUUACAUUUGAUGAGGCAGCGAAUUUGGCUCGCUGCAAUGGUGCUAAAGUGAAAGCUAUAAGAACAAACGAGAGCACUGUGGAUGAUUUUCGUAAGCAUGUUAUAUCAUGUUCAUCUUCUAAUGACCGUCAUGUGAUCGCUUCCUACCAUAGAGAAGUUCUCAAGCAAACUGGAGCUGGUCAUUUUUCUCCAAUUGGAGGUUAUCACGCUGGUAAAGACAUGGUUCUCAUUUUGGAUGUUGCACGUUUCAAAUAUCCUUUUCACUGGGUUCCACUUACCCUAUUGUGGGAUGCUAUGAAUACACUUGCAAUAAGACUACCUAGAGGAUACAUGAUUUUAUCAAAGUAGAACUAUAUAUUAGAAUGUUUUCGAUUAA
Messenger RNA from Cucumis melo (muskmelon), 1055 nucleotides. RefSeq names its product glutathione gamma-glutamylcysteinyltransferase 3-like. Lineage: Eukaryota; Viridiplantae; Streptophyta; Magnoliopsida; Cucurbitales; Cucurbitaceae. Gene Ontology annotation, molecular function: glutathione gamma-glutamylcysteinyltransferase activity; metal ion binding. Gene Ontology annotation, biological process: detoxification of copper ion; response to metal ion; cellular detoxification of cadmium ion. The record is from RefSeq and is a predicted model, not a curated record. The transcript is spliced from 2 exons. The coding region runs from base 56 to 1027 and encodes 323 amino acids.